Molecule: messenger RNA, 1043 nt
Organism: Pocillopora verrucosa
Lineage: Eukaryota; Metazoa; Cnidaria; Anthozoa; Scleractinia; Pocilloporidae
Source: RefSeq, a predicted model, not a curated record
AUAGGAUGAUUGUAGCAACAGUGGUGUUUCAGCUUCUGAUGUUUGGAGUGGUAAGCUUAAAGCAGUCAUACGCUGCAUCAGUCUUAAUCCUUCCGCUACCUGUCAUCACACUCCUGUUCUAUUUCUUCAUUCUGCAACACUACAUCAGACCUGCAGAGAACCUGUCGCUGAGUGCGGCUCAUGGCCUGGAGAGUCCCGCUCCAAACUUUAUACAGGACGUAGCGAAGAGCUACAUGAGGACUCAAGGAGUUCCAGCCCCAGUCCCGGAACCUGCUCCAGCAGACGUUGACCAGACCUUGGGAUCUGAGUUAGAGUCUAGUCUUCCUCUGACAGCCACCACCGAGAAGAAAGAGGAUGUGUAAAGGACUAGUACCGGAUAAUGGAAUUCGUUUACUGUGAUGAUGGAUAGACUUUUUGAAUUCCCCAGAACCAUUAAAUGGUUUAUUUAUCGGAGGAAUAUGAGUUUUAUUUCACAACCUUGUUUUCCUAUCCAUUUUUUUUAUAAACCAGGUCUUGGAAAGUUUAGAGUCUAAAAGUACUAGGUUAGAAAUAUUUUUAUUCAACCAAUCAAACCUUAAAACAGAGUUUUUUUUAGCUUAGACAAGUCUUUGACAUAGUUAGGUUGUCACCGAAAGUUGUACUGAUUAACUUAAGAUUAACUCCUUUGGAGUGGGCACUGCUGAAAAGGUAAACAGCGUUAGGAAGGGCUUGGUUGACACCAGUCAUAACUUAAAAUCUCCGUCAACAGGGAAGAAGUGACCGCACUCGGAUGGGUAAUGUCUAUACUUAUUUCUGAGAGUAAGCAAUUUAUCAAACGAUCGGAGGUGUUUUAAGCUAUCCUUAAGAAGGGGUAUAAAUUUUCAUAACUGUAGUCUAAGAUAGAAAAAUCAUUCCCACAUGUUUUCAUCGUCGGGACCUUUAGAGUAACAGAAACAUUUAAAGUCGACUGUAGAGAUAUGAGCCGCUGCAAUGAUUUUCGUCCAGCAUACAAUAGUUAGCUAAUGGUACAGCAAUAUCCUGCUUCAUUAAAAGUGAACGUCAAA